AUGAGUCCGAAUAAGACUACUUCAGUAUAUUCUCGGCUAUUUGAUCCUCUUCAUAAUAAAGAUCAAUUGUAUUACCGUAGUAUAUUCAUAAAUCCAAUACAUGAACAUGCUCUUGAAUCGAUUUUAAUCGCAAAUUCUGAAUCAAUUGAUACCUCUACACAACUUGAAGUGAAGAAUGUGGCAGUAUUACAGGAGCUAUUUGCACAUGCAGUAGAAAUGCUCGUGGAAGCCACCAUGUACCCUUUACCAGUUGAGCAAUUCACUCCAGUCCCAGCAACUUCACCUCGUAAGAGUAUUGGUAAAAGACACUCCAUAACCCCACUUGAUGAUAUAGGUGAAGAUAUCACAUCUUUGAAUGGAUCUACAAAAUCUAAUUUUGGCUCAAUCCCAGCAAGUGCAGCAUCUUCUUUAGUUGAUUUAGAUGAAGAAGAUGAUAUUACUAUGUUACACGGAAGUACUCCAAAAAGUACCAGAAGCAGGUCAGGAAGUAUUCUGAGUCUGUUGACAUCAGGAUCAAAAUCCAAGGCAGCAAUCUUAAAUGCUACCCAGAAACUGGAUUCAAGCAAGCUAAAACAGAAAAGGACUCAGUUAGAAAGUAUAGAUGAUAUACUUCGUACUGAAUUAAUUAUAAAUAUUCUAAAGGUUUUACAUAUAUGGUUCCGAAAUGUGAAUAACACAAAUACAGUUAUUCGUAAAACAAAGGCGAAUCUUGGAGUAUCUGGUGCCACUGAUGUACUUGUCAGUAUGUUUGGAGAUUCCAAUGCCACCACUCUGUCAUUGGACAUAUCAACACUCGAAACUCUUUUAAAAGUCCUUAAAUGGUACCUUUCACAGAAUAUCACUAAUACUUUGUCAAUUAAAGAGGUGAUUAGUUUAUUAUAUCAAAUUGUUAAAACAUUGUACAAGUCAGCAUCCAAUAACAACCUUGGGAAAGAGUCGUUAAUUCGAAGUCUCUUCUUGACAAUUUAUAAGGUUGAUUUCGCUCCUGAAUUGAGUUCAAUUCUUGACGUGGCAUCUUCAGUAACAGAAGAUAUUCCAGGAUCAGUGAAAAAUGAGCGAGAAAUUUCACUAUCCCUCUCGUGUGAACUGUUUAUGGAAAUCCAAUGUAUAAUUGGUAUUUUGAUCAAAGUACCUCCAAGUUCAAUUUCAUACAAAUCUUCAUCAUUAUCAGCAGAUAUAACUACCAAUGAAUUUACUAACAGUGUUGAACACUUGUUUAAUAGUAAAAAAUAUUCUAAGCAAGACAUUUAUCAACAAGUAUUUGCCAAAAUCAUCCCUAUUCUUGCAGUCAACUUUAAUUAUCUAUAUGAUUCCAAGCAAGAUUUGUUAUUGCAUGAUAUAACCAACACUUCAUUCAUAAGUUGGAUCGCAGGAAGUUUGUGGACUUCUGGCUAUCCAAGUUAUGAAACAACCAACAAUGUCACCAAUUUAAACAAUAACAAGAUUCAAUUUAAAGAAAGUGAUCAUUUUAUUAGAGGAGUAUCUUACUUUUUCACCACCAGAGAAAAAAUUUGGAAACAAAAUGAAAAUACUAAUGGUCCAUUUGAAUCGGUAGAAACUCCCGAUUUACUUCCAAUAUCACUUUUUAUGUAUUCUCAAUCUAAAAAUGAAUAUUUCUUGGAAUAUUUAACGGAGAAAUAUCAUCCAUUGGUGGAAUACGAUCAACAUAUUGAGGUAUUCGAUAUUUGGUUAGCAUCAUUAUCUUAUGUGUUCACCAAUCAACACCGAUCUCCCAUCAUGCAUUCUAUUACAAGAGUUGCCCUUUUGCUUUUGCUAAGACUUACUUCCAAGAAUUCAAUAGUUCGUGGUGUUAGACUUGUCGAAAAAUUGAACAAAUAUCAAAUCAAUGAAUUCAAAUGGAAAGUAUGUCACCAGAGGAACCCAAUACUCCCUACCAGUAGUGAAAAGGGUUAUAAAUCUAGUUUAUAUUAUAUUCUUGAUAUACUUCAAAUCUUGAUUCGAUUCAAUUUAACCAAAAAAUUGGAUGUUGCAAGUUAUAGAUUAACAUUUUCAAUUAUUCGUCAAAUAGUUGAUGAAUUUACAAUUGAAGACAUAAAAUUGGAUGAUUCAUUUUCUUGGAAUGAAUUUUCCAAAACUAUAUUUGGAUUUCUUCUCUUUACUUGGAAACAAAAACUUAUUCUGGUUGAGAAGAGAGGUGUUGAAGUGAAACAUUUAGUUGAAGAAACAUUGUUUAUUAUUGAUGAAAUUCUUGCGGAAAGGUUCCUUAAACAAAAUGUCAAUAUAAGUUAUGACUUAGUGUACAGUGUCUUAUUACAUCGCGACUGUUUACAGGGAUUAAUAGGUGAUUGUCAUCUCGAUUUGUCAAGGUUUAAAAAUUUGCAAAGGUGUAUUGAGUAUUUAGAAGAAAAAUUGGGAUCUGACCGAAGAACAAUUGAUAUAGAAUAUGGAACAUCUGAAUUCACUCAAAUUGUUAAAGGUUUCCAAUCGAUGAAGGUCAAAACAAUAGAGGAACCAAAAAAUAAACCUGAAAACGAAAUUAUUUUCAAAAACAUUCAUAAACCACUCUACGUUGACGUGGAAGGUACUCUGGAAAUGGUACGUAUUGUUGAUGCUACUUUACUGAUAUCAUGGUAA
[Candida] anglica is the source of this 2595-nucleotide messenger RNA. Lineage: Eukaryota; Fungi; Ascomycota; Pichiomycetes; Serinales; Debaryomycetaceae. The record is from the annotation of a GenBank genome assembly.